Molecule: messenger RNA, 2213 nt
Organism: Coregonus clupeaformis (lake whitefish)
Lineage: Eukaryota; Metazoa; Chordata; Actinopteri; Salmoniformes; Salmonidae
Product: proteoglycan 4-like
Exons: 3
Coding region: 1-1896 (631 amino acids)
Source: RefSeq, a predicted model, not a curated record
AUGACAGAGCAGAGUGCCCCAACACUGGAGCAGAAACGUGAUCAGAAGGAGCACAGAGAGUCAGACCAACCUCAAGAGGCAGAGAGUGCUGUGACAACACAAGAGGCAGAGUGCAAUGUGAGAACACAAGAAGAGGAUCUCCCUGAGACCACAGAGAAGGGCAUGAAAUCCCCUGAUAUCACUGCAGAGCUGAAGAGCAGUUCAACCAAAGCGGCAGUGGAGCAGGUGAAGUCACCAGAUGAUUCUGGUGUAAAAACGACACAGGAUGACACAACAGUAGGAAGUAAAAUUCCAGACGGAAUUCCCAGCACAACAAGUGAGUGUAAGGAAGAGCCUGUGCCAAAGAAUCCUGAAAAGGAGGUGGGUCCGAAAGAGCCAAACGUGGGCAACAAGGAUGAUAGUGUAAAAAAGGUUGAGCUGAAUGAAUCAAAUGGCAGUGAAAAGUUCACAAAAGAUGUCUCAACAGCUGAGGAAAAAGUGAAAAAAUCUGAGACAUCCCCUAAACCAGACAAAACCGUCACCCCAAAAGAAGAAACAUCCCCUAAACCAGAUCCCACUGUCACCCCUAAAGAAAAAACAUCCCCUAAACAAGAUGCCACUGUCACCCCUAAAGAAGAAACAUCCCCUAAACCAGACCCCACUGUCACCCCUAAAGAAGGAACAUCCCCUAAACCAGACCCCACUGUAACCCCUAACAAGGAGACAUCCCCAACACCAGACCCCACUGUCACCCCUAAAGAAGAAACAUCCCCUAAACCAGAUCCCACUGUCACCCCUAAAGAGGAGACAUCCCCAAAACCAGACCCCACUGUCACCCUUAAAGAAGAAAUAUCCUCUAAACAAGACCCCUCUGUCACCCCUAAAGAGGAGACAUCCCCUAAACCAGACCCCACUGUAACCCCUAAAGAAGAAACAUCCCCUAAACCAGACCCCACUUUCACCCCUAAAAAGGAGACAUCCCCAAAACCAGACCCCACUGUCACCCCUAAAGAAGAAAUAUCCUCUAAACCAGACCCCAAUGUUGCCCCUAAAGAUGAAAUAUCUUCUAUACCAGACCCCACUGUCACCACUGAAGAAGAAACUUCCCCGAAACUAGACCCCACUACCCCACUACCAGACCCCACUGUCACCCCUAAAGAAGAAACAUCCCCUAAACCAGACCCCACUGUCACCCCUAAAGAGGAGACAUACCCUAAACCAGACCCCUCUGUCUACCCUAAAGAAGAAACAUCCCCUAAACCAGACCCUACUGUCACCCCAGAAUCAACAACCACCCAUAAACCAGGCUCAACUCUCACCCCAGAAUCAACGACCACCCCUAAACCAGACUCAACCCUCACCCCAGAAUCAACGACCACCCCUAAACCAGACUCAAUCCUCACCCCAGAAUCAACGACCACCCCUACAGAAGAGAGUGAAACGAUCAGCAGUGGUGACAAAGCUAAGACAAUCACACCACCAGAGAAACAGGUGUCUGCAGUUGCAGAGAGCAUGGAUUCACACAGGGAGGCGCCAGAGAGCAACACAACUCAGGAGAAACCAGAGGAAAGUAUUUCCAAAGAGCCUGAGAAGGUUACAGAUCCCAAAGAUGAAACCCCAAAGACAGAGAGCGUGAAGACCAAGUCCUCUGAGUUAAAACCUGAACAUGUGGAGAUAUCUAUUACAAAGACAUCUCCAGUGAAAGAACAGGAUGUAUCAGACGUAGGUUUGAAAGAGAAAACAGUUGAUGGGAAGAUAACAGAACAGGCGCAAUUUAAAAUAGACGAGAACGGCUUUACAGGAGGUGAUGGAGAGAGCAAAGAUGACAAAACUUUGAAGAAGACAACAGGACAAGAUGCUGAGCCAAUCGCAGAGAUGCAAGCUAAACCUAAAACUUGGGACUUAACCUCUUUUUAGAAUGACUCGAUUUAGAGGUCAGUAGAGGUUUUCUGUAAAACUGCAUGGUUAGUGCAAGCCUUUAAAGCAAUAUGAGCACUGCUCCACCUUAAAAAAUUAACUGACACUUAAUAUGUACAGUAUCAUGGUUGGUGACUGUCAAUUAUGAGGGACAGUUAAUGAACUCCUGUGAGAGAGAUGCACUUUAAUAUUGAAUGUAACAAAUCAAAAGCUGUAUUUUGCUGUAUCUAUUUACUUCUGCCCAAUGGAUGAUAAUGUGCAUAGGAAUGAUAAUGUGAAUGGUUGAUAAUGUGAUUUGAUCAUGCUUGAAUGUGCUG